Chelmon rostratus (copperband butterflyfish) is the source of this 2410-nucleotide messenger RNA. RefSeq names its product protein phosphatase 2 phosphatase activator (gene ptpa). Gene Ontology annotation, cellular component: protein phosphatase type 2A complex; nucleus; cytoplasm. Lineage: Eukaryota; Metazoa; Chordata; Actinopteri; Chaetodontiformes; Chaetodontidae. The transcript is spliced from 10 exons. Gene Ontology annotation, molecular function: protein tyrosine phosphatase activator activity; peptidyl-prolyl cis-trans isomerase activity. Bases 17 to 991 code for a protein of 324 amino acids. Gene Ontology annotation, biological process: mitotic spindle organization. The record is from RefSeq and is a predicted model, not a curated record.
GACUGUCACUGUCGCCAUGGCGGAUACCGACCAGCAGUCAGGAUCCAAUCCAGGUGAUGAAGCUCCUGACAUCACAGUGAGCGACACCUUCGUGGUACCCAAGAAAGAAAUCAGCAUGGUGCCUGACAUGGGCAAGUGGAAGCGAUCUCAAGCAUAUUCGGACUACAUGGGCUUUAUCUUGACACUGAAUGAAGGUGUGAAGGGCAAGAAGCUCACAUGUGAAUAUGAAGUGUCAGAGACAGUGGAGAAGUUACUAGAUCUUCUGGGGACUCUGGACCGAUGGAUAAAUGAGACCCCUCCUGUUGACCAACCGUCACGCUUUGGUAACAAGGCCUAUAGGACCUGGUACACCAAACUAGACCAAGAAGCAGAGGCCUUGGUGUCAGCAGUGCUCCCUGCUGACAGAUGUGCUGCAGCUCCAGAGAUAGCUGUCUAUCUGAAAGAGUCUGUGGGGAACGCCACCAGGAUAGACUAUGGAACAGGUCAUGAAGCUGCGUUUGCUGCGUUCCUCUGCUGUCUCUGUAAGGUUGGCGCUCUGAAGGUAGAUGAUCAGCUGGCUAUGGUUUUUAAAGUUUUUAACAGGUACCUUUCAGUGAUGCGGAAGCUGCAGAGGACCUACAGAAUGGAGCCAGCUGGAAGUCAAGGUGUGUGGGGACUGGAUGACUUCCAGUUUCUGCCCUUCAUCUGGGGAAGCUCCCAGUUUGUAGAUCACCCAACACUGGAGCCUCGGCACUUUAUCGAUGAGAGGGUGGUGAAUGAGCAUCACAAGGACUACAUGUUUCUGGACUGCAUCAAAUUCAUAAAUGAGAUGAAGACAGGUCCAUUUGCUGAACACUCCAACCAGCUGUGGAACAUCAGCGCUGUUCCUUCCUGGUCCAAAGUCAACCAGGGCCUGAUAAGAAUGUACAAGGCUGAGUGUUUGGAGAAGUUCCCUGUGAUCCAGCACUUCAAAUUUGGCAGCCUGCUGUCCAUCCAGCCAACAAAGCCUUGACGCUCAUGCCAUGCGCACAAUGGAAAGACCAAAAUCCCAACAUUUUUCCCUUUCUCUGGCAUCCUCACGUGCAAAUACAAGAGUAGCAAAAAUCAACCACAUGUAGUUUGACACAUGCAUUCCCACAUGUAUACGCAUGUAGUCAUAAAAGCUUGCAGGCAAUCCAUAACUUUAAUGCGGAGCAUUUUGUGGAUGAGCUUUGAUUUUGGAGCUGCUUUAUAUUUUUGUCAUUGUAUUUAUAUAAUGGGUAUAGUUUGAAUCAGCUCCUUUUCGAGGGAUGGAGAGACUUUUUUAGAAGUGUGCUCAUUGAAGUUUAAUGCUUGAAUUUACUUGAAGUUUGGAUCUUCAUGAGCAGUAGCCUCAUGCACUGUUUGAGUAAAUUUGUGGUAUUUUCUUGUUUUUGCUUCUAAGGCCAAAUGUCAUUGCAAGUCACAUUAAUUAAUUAUUUGCUGAGAAAUGACUGUGAGUGUUUUUUCUGAAACACGUCUUGACAUUUCAGUGUGUUGCUCAGACGGAAAAGUAAAGGAUUAGAUCUUUAAAACAUCUGUAAAGGCUCACCCAAAAUGGAAUGUACAGAAUUUCUUUCACAGUAAUUUAAUUAAAAGUGAGUUUAGUUAAGAAUCUUUCCACAUAGGCUAUCUCUUAUCGGUAACUGUCAAUAGUCUAUGCCCAUUUUUUCAGCAUAGUCCCAGCUGACCUCAGUCUGGAGUUUGAUCGAUUUCUUUUUUAUUGGGUCAGCUGUGGUAAAGAAUUUAUAAACCAUACCUGAAUAAAUCUUUGUCCUUGUGCUAUGCUGCUUCUUCCUCACAAUUUUCAAUUGAAACAUACUUUUUUUUUUUUACUCCAGAUUUGACUACAGAUUUAAAUGAGUGUUCAUUUCUGUAUAUGUUUCAUUUGGCACAUUUAAAGAUCUUGCCAUGUCUUUUUCAUUUUGUGUCAUUACAUUGACCAGUCAAAGCUAAUACAUUUGUCCCUUUUUUCAUUUUCUUUCAUCUCAUUUCCCACUUUGGCUCCCCCUAGUGUUGGUGUAAUAAGACACCCAUAUUCCCUGCUAAUUUGAAAGAUCAUGGAACUAUUCUGUAUAUGUUACUUUCAGUGAGAAAAUGUUACUUUUGUCUUUUCAUCCUCAUUUUGGCGAAUCCCAUGUAAGACUUAAUUUUUAACAAUUUCUUUUAAAGCAGACACAAUUGCCCAUAAGAACAUUUUCGGUUCUUCAUCCUAAAUCUCUCCUUUUUUCUGCAAGGCUCCUAGCUGCACAAACUUGUGGUUAGUCACUUUUUUUAACCUGAUAAAUAUCACAUGUUCAUGAAAAGGUCAUGAAAUUUCAUCAUUAUCACAAUUAACCCCCCCGAAAGUUGCCAUAUAAGGCUGUCUGUAUGUGGCCAAGUUCCACCCAUGAAAAUGUUUCUGAACAAUAAA